ACGAGAGCGCGCUUGGCGCAGUGCAUCCGAGGGGGGGAGGCGGGGAUCGGCCGCCAGAUUGCCCGGGCUUCUAGGAACGCAGGCCGGGGCCCGGGGCGGGGUAAAGCUGAGGGCCCGCUGGGCAGCGCUCUUGGGACAAGGCGGUUCCGCGCCACCGGCCCGGCUCCGGCGUCUAGUUUCGAGGCGCACACGUGUUCUCCAGAGGAAGUUUGCAGCGGGGGCGGCUCGCCUUUGGCAGGCCCGUUUCCACGCGCGGAAUUCUUCACAUUCCGUACAGCCGGCCGUGGAAGUCGGCGAGGUGCGGCUGGGGCGCCGAACUCGCAGGAAAAGGCGGCUUUAUCUGAAGGAAGGGGGGGCUCAGGAUGGCCUUAGCAGACGACACCAGCGCUGCCAGACUCAUGGAGGGCUCGGCUUUCCCAGAGAUUGUGGAGCUGAACGUGGGUGGUCAGGUCUACCUGACCCGCCACAGCACCCUGCAGGGCAUGCCUGGCUCCUUCCUCUGGGAUCUCUUCAGCCAGCAGAGUGCCCAGUCCUUGGCCCGGGACAGCAAAGGCCGCUUCUUCAUUGACCGGGACGGUUUUCUCUUCCGCUACAUCCUGGACUACCUGAGGGACCGGCAACUGGUGCUUCCCGAGCGCUUCCCCGAGCGGAGCCGCCUGCGGCGGGAGGCUGAGUUCUUCAAGCUGCCUGACCUGGCCAAGAGCCUGGCGCCCAAGAUCAGCAAGCAAGACUCCCUGGGCGAGGAGCCCUGCGCCAGUGACCCUGAGGAGCUCUCCCCCGGCACAGAGGCUGUCCGCACCCUGGGGGCAGCUGGCACACUCUUGGCCAGCCUCCCUGGCAGCUCCCUGGCACCUGCAGCUGGGAUCGGCAUGGGGCAGGAGGCCCGACGGUCCGGCUUCAUCACCAUCGGCUACCGGGGCUCUUACACUCUGGGGAGAGACAGCCAAACAGAUGCCAAGUUCCGGCGGGUGGCGAGGAUCAUGGUAUGCGGAAAGACCUCCCUGGCGAAGGAGGUCUUUGGGGAGACCCUCAAUGACAGCAGGGACCCUGACCGCCCCCCUGAGCGCUACACCUCCAGGUACUACCUCAAGUUCACAUUCCUGGAGCAGGCCUUCGACCGACUGGCUGACGCCGGCUUCCACAUGGUGACCUGCAACUCCACUGGGACAUGUGCCUUUGCUCACGAACAGACGGAUGACAAGAUCUGGACCUCGUACACAGAGUACGUUUUCCACCGUGAAUGAGCUUCGAGCCCCAGCGAAGCCAAAGCGCCAAAGCUGGUGAUCCUUCAUGCUCUGCUGAUGGCGCUUUCAUUCAAUGCCCUCCAACUUUGAGUCUCUUCCCUGCCAUGUUUCCAGCCUGCACCCCGGCAGCUCCUGAAGGAUGCCAACUCUUCUGCCCUGCCACAGCCCCCCGAAUCAUGGACGCGGUACUGCUGGAGGAGGAGGAAAAGGAGGACGGUGUGCCGGGGGUGGGGUGGCGUCCCUGCAGCAAUACUCUGCUGGCUCCUGCAGAGCCAAGAUGAGGGUGGCAGUUUCAUUGCGGGCCUUGCAGUGAAGCAAGUUGGGAAGGACCCUGACUGGACCCAUGGGUGCUUGCCAGGCAUUCUGCUGCCAGCCCUUACCCCAUCACUCCUUUGAGCAGCUGCGUCCAUUGGGUGUGGGGCUUUUGAUGUCAGUGAGCCAAAAGCGCUAAAACCCCUUGCCUCAUAUGCCCUGGCAUGGCUAAAUGCACCCAUUUUCCUUGAUUGAAGUGGGGGUGACUGUGACCUUGGUGCCCAGUUUGAAAGGUGCCAGGGGUCAUGGGGGCAGUGGAUUCUUUGCACACCGAAAGCCUCACUCACUUUCUAAAGUGCCAUCAAAAGUUUCUGUUAGAAGUAAGGAGAAUGUGGGGAGGGGGGUGCAGGAGGCAUACCCACCAUCCAGCAUACAAGCAGGGCAUAUUCACCAACCUGGGGGUGCUUGUGGGGGGAGAGCAGAGCCCCACAUAUAAGAGGCCAUGUUAUGUUUGCAGAAAGCCUUUGCUUCAGGAGAGUGUUUUGCUCCUAGCUGGAAGAAAGGCCGUCUCAGUUGGGCACCGGCAGAAGCCCCAGAUGCUUAAAGACUACCCUUGAGUGUCCUUCUUCCAUGCCCACAGUUGUUUGAGUUACAGAGGUAGGAAGGGGAAGUCUACAGGUGAGCAUUGUCCAAGCUGGAGAUCAGCAAAGCUCUGCACUGCGUAUUUUGAGCUGGGUUGCCACUGUCGCAGGAUCAGGGGCCACGCAUAAUAAAGGAACGAAAGAGA
Messenger RNA from Crotalus tigris (Tiger rattlesnake), 2283 nucleotides. RefSeq names its product BTB/POZ domain-containing protein KCTD12-like. The coding region runs from base 363 to 1244 and encodes 293 amino acids. Gene Ontology annotation, molecular function: protein binding. The transcript is spliced from 2 exons. NCBI's taxonomy places the organism in Eukaryota, Metazoa, Chordata, Lepidosauria, Squamata, Viperidae. The record is from RefSeq and is a predicted model, not a curated record. Gene Ontology annotation, biological process: regulation of G protein-coupled receptor signaling pathway; protein homooligomerization.